CAAGAAAAAUGGGUUUGGCACUUCCAUUAAUGCUCUCUAAGAGCUUAAUGUUGUCGUCCUUUUUGCUGAUGCAGCUCCUUCUGCAGCUUUCUAUAAUCCCAAGCAUAUCAGCAGCGAUGACAGCUCCUUGGCCGAUGGCUUUGCCAGGAUGCCCUGACAAGUGCGGCAACAUCAGCAUACCUUACCCUUUCGGUAUUGGGCCCAACUGUUUCCGCAUAGACGUCUACGAGAUUUAUGAAGAGCCUUACCAAAUCACAUGCAAUAACAGUUUCAGCCCGCCGAAAGCUUUCCUGCAAACAGGCAACGUCGAGGUGAUCGACAUCUCCAUCUCUCCAGCUGAAGUACGUGUGUACAAUUCGAUAGCCCGCAAUUGCAUAAAAAAGAGGUCGGUGGACAGUUUCUCCGCAAGCAUCACUAUUCACAUGCCUUUCCGGUUCUCAAACAGGCGGAACAAGUUCACCGCGCUUGGCUGUUACACCCUCGCGUACUUUGUGGGUGAGACCGAGCAACAUUUCAGCAGUGGGUGCGCCUCAUUUUGCGACAGUCUGGAAAGCACAACAAAUGGCUCAUGCGCAGGAAUAGGCUGUUGCCAGACAGCUAUACCGAAGGACGUGAACAAAUUCGAGAUGCAGUGGGGAUUCAAGACCAACCCGGUGUCGAAUGUCACUCCCUGUAGCUAUGCGAUGUUGGUAGAGGACGAAUGGUACGAUUUUACUUCAUCCGACCUCUUGAGAUUUGAUUCAAAAAACAAGAAUGGGGUCCCUGUGGUGCUGGACUGGGCCAUCGGGGACCUUACGUGCCAGGUGGCAAAAGGGAAGCAGAACUACGCGUGCCGUAGUAAGAACAGUGACUGCUACGAGUCAGCCAUUGGGGUAGGCUAUCUCUGCAAUUGCUCAAAGGGCUACAAGGGUAAUCCCUAUCUCGACAACGGAUGCAUAGAUAUCAAUGAAUGUGAGCAUCCGGAUCAGUACCCUUGCCAUGGGAAAUGCACCAAUACACCAGGGGGUUAUAACUGCACAUGCCCACAAGGCACUCGAGGAAACCCGUUGUAUGAAAACUGCACGAGAAUUCCAGAAAAAUUCCCCUUCGCGGCCAAGUUGGCUGUAGGUGCUAGCAUUACUGCCACCAUUGCCCUGGCUCUUUGCUCUUUAACAAUUAUAAAGUUGCAAAAGAGAAGGCACAAGAAAGAAAAAGAUGAGUAUUUCAAACAAAAUGGAGGUCUCAGAUUAUACGAAGAGAUGCGGUCGAGACAAGUUGAUACAAUUUGCAUAUUUACAGAAAAGGAUCUAGAGAAGGCAACAAACAACUUCGACAAGGAAAGAAUCCUUGGCUGUGGAGGUCGUGGCAUGGUUUUCAAGGGGAUCUUGGAGAACAACAGAGAAGUUGCCAUUAAGAAAUCUAGAAUAGUUGACGAAGACCAAAAAGAAGAAUUCGUAAAUGAAAUAAUUAUUCUUUCUCAGAUCAAUCAUAAGAAUGUCGUUAAGUUAUUGGGUUGUUGCUUAGAGGUAGAUGUCCCCAUGCUGGUCUAUGAUUUCAUCUCCAAUGGUACUCUUUUUGACUUUCUUCAUGGCAACACUAACGCAAUUUCUCUGGAUGCCCGCCUAAAGAUUGCUAUGGAAUCUGCAGCAGCACUUGCUUAUCUGCAUUCUUCGACCUCUCGCUCUAUCCUCCAUGGUGAUGUCAAGUCUCUUAACAUACUCCUAGAUGAGAACUACGGGGCAAAAGUAUCAGACUUUGGAGCAUCAAAAUUAGUACCAUUGGAUGAAGCUGAAUUUGUCAUGUUUGUCCAAGGGACUCUAGGUUACUUAGACCCUGAAUGCUUAUACAACCACCAAAUAACAGAAAAAAGCGAUGUUUAUAGCUUCGGGGUUGUACUCUUAGAGCUUAUUACAAGGAAGAAGGCGAUUUAUCGUGAUGGCACCAAUGAAAGGAAAAGUUUAGCAUCGAGCUUUGUUUCAGCAGUAGAUCAAAACAAACUAUGUGAUAUCUUAGAUGAUCAAAUUGUGGAGGAAGGAGUAAUGGAAGUGCUCCAAGAAUUAGCAGAACUUGCCAUGCAAUGUCUUCAGUUUAAAGGAGAAGAGAGGCCUACAAUGAAGGAAGUUACCGAAGGCCUACAAAUACUGAUAAAAUUCAAAUGUCACCCAUGGGGACAAAAGAAUUCUGAAGAGACAGAGAGCUUGCUUGGUGGUGAAUUGCCAACACACACUGUACCAGAUGCGGUGAUGUAUCAUAGCCAAGAGGACAGUGCAAUGCUCAAUAUAGAGGCUGGGAGAUGAUCAAUUGUAAGCCUAUGAUAAAGAGCAGAUCUAAUACCGCUUUAACUUGAUUUGUUUUCUUUGUAUUUCUUCUAUUUGGUUGUUUUAAUCGGUUUUAUUUCGAUAGCAAUUCGUCAUUCAGUUUUUGAUGAAGUUGAAUUAGUUGUUUUAAUAUAGUUUUAUCAGGCUGGGAGAUGAUCAUAAAAGCUUAAGCCUAAACUACCAGUAUCGGCAACACAGUUAUAAUUAUACUAAACACUCUGCACCAUGCCCAGGAAAGCACAAUUACAGUUUUUAUGUGACAAUUGUAAUAGUGAUGUUUAAGGAGUGAA
Messenger RNA from Ananas comosus (pineapple), 2587 nucleotides. Its product is annotated as putative wall-associated receptor kinase-like 16. Lineage: Eukaryota; Viridiplantae; Streptophyta; Magnoliopsida; Poales; Bromeliaceae. Gene Ontology annotation, cellular component: plasma membrane. The transcript has 3 exons. Gene Ontology annotation, biological process: protein phosphorylation; cell surface receptor signaling pathway. The record is from RefSeq and is a predicted model, not a curated record. Bases 9 to 2276 code for a protein of 755 amino acids. Gene Ontology annotation, molecular function: polysaccharide binding; ATP binding; protein serine/threonine kinase activity.